Molecule: messenger RNA, 3504 nt
Organism: Culex quinquefasciatus (southern house mosquito)
Lineage: Eukaryota; Metazoa; Arthropoda; Insecta; Diptera; Culicidae
Exons: 3
Coding region: 1-3504 (1167 amino acids)
Source: RefSeq, a predicted model, not a curated record
AUGUCGGUCGCGAGUAGGGAAUCGUUCAUCCGUAACAACAACCUCUGUCGCAACUGUCUGAGGUCAGGUCAUCAAGCCAAGAAGUGCACAUCUCGCUUCUCGUGCAGGAACUGCAAGGCCAGACAUCAUACGAUGGUAUGUUUCCAACCGGAAGGAGGAGGAAAUGCGCGUAGUAACCCGACUGAGAUGGUGCCGACUACGAGCAACAACAAUCAACGCCAAUCUACGCUAGGUGAAACCGCAAGCACAGCCGCUGGUGAGCAGGUGUCCUCCCACGUGGCUAAUCGUCGAACGUCGAAAAUACUAUUGGCAACCGCUGUGGUACUGAUCGAGAACGAGCAUGGUCUUCGCGUACCGGCACGUGCUCUGCUCGACUCCGGAUCUGAAUGCAACUUCAUAUCGGAGAAACUUUGUCAACAACUGAGGAUACAACGGGAAAAGGUCGACGUUUCGAUCACUGGCAUCGGAAAUGCCACCACCAAGGCUAAACACAGGGUUCAAGCCACCAUCAAGUCACGGUUUUCGUUCUUCUCACGGGACCUUCACUUUAUCGUGCUUCCAAAGGUCACAGUUGAUCUCCCGAUGACUCAAGUGGACAUCACGGAAUGGGAAAUUCCAGACGGCAUCGAUCUGGCCGAUCCGUCAUUCUUCAAACCAGGGAGUGUCGAUCUGGUGAUUGGCAUUCAGGCAUUCUUCAGCUUCUUCAAGACUGGGAAAGAGCUGUCGCUCGGCAACGGAUUGCCUACUCUAACUGAAUCGGUUUUCGGUUGGAUCAUUUCCGGCGAGGUGGUAGAGACUUCACAACCAACCACGAUCACCUGCAACAUGGCGCUCACUGAUCGGUUGGACGAGUUGCUGGAGAGGUUUUGGGCCUGCGAGGAAGUAGGUGACUCCAACAACUAUUCGGUGGAUGAAACUCGCUGCGAGGAGCAGUAUCAGCGCACGGUGAAACGGGCACCGGAUGGGCGCUACACGGUCACUCUACCAAAACACGAAGGAGGUUUGGAACAGCUAGGCGACUCGGCAGAGAUCGCAACCAAACGGCUGUACGGAUUGGAAAGGAGACUGGAAAGGGACUUGGAAUUGCGUAAACAGUACAACGACUUCAUGACGGAGUACAUAACUCUAGGGCACAUGGAGAAGGUGGAUGACGAUUCACGGGCGAACGUCAAGCGGUGUUUCCUUCCGCAUCACCCUGUUCUACGCGAGUCAAGCACUACAACAAAGUGUAGGGUGGUGUUUGAUGCCUCAUGCAAAACAUCCUCGGGCGUCUCCUUAAACGACACACUGUUGGUAGGGCCAAUAGUGCAACAAGACCUGCGUACGAUCAUGCUACGAGCUCGCGUUCGCCAGGUGAUGCUGGUCGCCGAUGUCGAGAAAAUGUUUCGACAGAUCGACAUGGACCCAGAGGACCGACCACUUCAAAGCAUCAAAUGGAGGUUUGGACCGAACGAGGAGGUGGCCUCGUACGAGCUAUCCACGGUGACCUACGGCACCAAGCCUGCACCGUUCUUAGCAACACGCACACUCAAGCAGCUCGCGACUGACGAACGGGAACGGUUCCCGUUGGCGGCGGAAUCUGUCGACGAUGACAUUUACAUGGAUGAUGUUAUUUGUGGAGCUGCUGAUCUGGACACCGCAAUCAACCUGCGCCAACAGUACGAUGGAAUGAUGGCCAGCGGUGGGUUGAGAUUGCGGAAAUGGGCGUCGAACUGGGAAGACGCACUCAAGGGAGUUCCGAACGAGAAUUUGGCUUUCGCUGACGAGGUCAGCUGGGAUCAGGACGCAAGCGUUAAGACACUGGGUCUGACGUGGCUACCAAGAACUGAUCAAUUCAGGUUCAACUUCCAAAUUCCUGAAAUCAAAUCCAAUCAACCUUUGACGAAACGGAUCGUCACGUCAAUUGUCGCACGACUUUUCGACCCACUCGGCCUGAUAGGAGCUUGCGUCGUUGGGGCGAAAAUCUACCUCCAGGAGUUGUGGGAUCUGAUCGACAAGGAAACUGGGAAACCGAUCGACUGGGACACGGAGUUACCAGCGACGGUGGGUGAGAAAAUUCGACGUUUUUUGCUAAAAAUUCCUCACUUGAACGAGCUUCGCAUUCCGCGCUGUGUGCUGGCACGAGGAGCCACAAAGUUCGAGCUGCACUGUUUCACGGACGCGUCUGAAAAGGCGUACGGAGCGUGCGUUUACCUUCGCAGCAUGGACGCUGAAGGCAACAUUUCGGUUCACCUGUUGACGUCGAAAUCGAAGGUCGCACCCGCAAACUCCAAACUCUGCCCCGCCUUGAGCUCUGUGGUCUCGGUGAACGUGUACUACUGGACGGAUUCAACCUGCGUUUUGAUGUGGCUGAGGGCUGUACCAAGCACAUGGGUCACGUACGUGGCCAAUCGCGUCGCCAAGAUUCAGGCGUUGACGGCAGGUCACACUUGGCACCACGUACCAGGAACGAUCAACCCAGCUGAUCUGAUCUCACGUGGAAUCCCACCUGACAUGAUCGGAAGUAACGUGAUCUGGUGGGAGGGACCGAUUUUCUUGAAAUUGGAGAAAGACCAAUGGCCAUCGCAACCAACCGUGUCCCCGGAUGAGGCACCGGAGAGGAGAAAAACGGCGUGCACAGCAACUCAAGAACAAACACCGUUCAGCGUUGACUUCGUUUCAAGGUAUUCGUCGUACAUGAAGCUCGUCAGGUCAACGGCGUACUGGUUACGGUUGAAAGCUAUGCUGCGUCACCAAACAUCACCUAAACAACAUAAAUUCCUCUCUGCGAUGGAGUUCAAGCGUGCUGAACUGGCCAUCGUUGGAAUGGUCCAACGGGAGGUGUUCGCGGACGAACUGAAGGCUUUGUCGGAAGGGAAGUCGGUUGCACGAAGCUCUCCACUGCGCUGGUUCACCCCUGCUGUUGACAAAAACGGUAUUCUACGCGUGGGUGGAAGGUUAUCGCACUCGCAGGAGACACACGACACCAAGCAUCCCAUGGUUUUGCCAGCUAAGCAUCCACUGACUCAGCUGAUCUUCGAGGACUAUCACGAGCAACUGCUGCAUGCUGGACCUCAACAACUUCUCGCAGCAGUUCGGCAGCGUUUCUGGCCACUAGGAGACCUAGAACCCCUGACACCGGCCCAUUUCUUGACUGGAGGACCAAUCCAUGCGCUGCCGGAACCGGACUACAGCAACGAGAAGCUGAACCGCUUGAGUCGUUGGCAGCUGGUACAGCGACAGCUUCAGGACUUCUGGACACGCUGGAGGAAGGAGUACCUGACUCAGCUGCAAGCCAAGCCAAAGAAUUGGAAAUCGCCGGUCAAGGUGGACGUUGGCAUGUUGGUAAUCAUCGUGGACGAGAAUCAACCUCCGAUGCGUUGGAAACUUGGACGGAUCGAAGAACUACACCCUGGAGAAGACGGAGUUGUUCGAGUGGUGACCGUUAGGACAGCUACUCGGAGCUACAAGCGGCCAGUCGUCAAGCUUUGCAUUCUACCAACACCUGAUUCCGAGUCUUCAUGA